Haliotis rufescens (red abalone) is the source of this 520-nucleotide messenger RNA. RefSeq lists its product as uncharacterized. The record is from RefSeq and is a predicted model, not a curated record. The transcript is spliced from 6 exons. Lineage: Eukaryota; Metazoa; Mollusca; Gastropoda; Lepetellida; Haliotidae. Gene Ontology annotation, molecular function: calcium ion binding. The coding region runs from base 67 to 486 and encodes 139 amino acids.
CUGGCUAAAAGCCCAAUGUUAGAGCGCCUGCUUCAUUUGUGAAUACGUUAUACAAAAGACACAACUAUGCUGCUUCUCCUCUGCUUGACGUGCGUCGGUCUGUGCGCUGGACAAAGCCUUGGAAACGAAUACGGCAUGUACUUCGCCGGGUACUUCGAGCGUCAAUUUGACACUAACAACAAUAAGAUGGCCGACCUCUCCGAAUUCCAGGCAGUCUUCGACUCGUACGAUCCAAACAAGGACGACAAGGUGCCGGUGGCGGAAUGCGUGAAGGCAGCUGGAACAUUGAAAGCAGGACCGCCAGCCACGUACUUCGCCCUCAUGGACCCAAACAGCGACGGCGUUAUAUACAGAACAGAAGUGCCCGCCAUCCUCAACAGCUUCGACAUCAACGGAAACGGCAAUGUCACGGAGAUCGAGUUCAUCGAUCAUUAUAUCGAGCUUUACCUAAAGGUUGUCGCCAUGCAGACCUUCGUUGGUAAAUAGAUGUCCAUUGUAUGAAUAAAGAUAUGAGAAUAGC